AUUUAUUCCUCUCAAAGAAGGAAGGAAGGCCCAGCUGAAAGAGACCAUGGUGAUUGCCAGUGAGAAAGUGGGGACACCUCUUUGAGCCAUGACCCAAUCCCCAAAUCAAGCAAUAGUAUACACAUCACAUCCAUAUAAAUUUAUACACAAAUACAAAUACAAAAUAUAUAUUUACACGCCAUACUAAUAUAAAGAUUCGAUUUUUCCUCUUCCCCUUUUCUUCACUCGAGCUCCAUCCCUGCUCUCCAACAAGACUUCACUCAGAAGGGCCCUAAUAUGUCGACUUCAGCUCGAAAGAGACUGAUGAGGGACUUCAAGAGGUUGCAGCACGACCCGCCUGCUGGUAUCAGUGGAGCGCCGCAAGAUAACAACAUUAUGCUCUGGAAUGCUGUUAUAUUCGGUCCUGAUGAUACACCGUGGGAUGGAGGUACGUUCAAGUUGACCCUUCAGUUCACCGAAGAUUAUCCAAACAAGCCACCAACAGUUCGAUUUGUUUCUAGAAUGUUUCACCCAAAUAUUUAUGCGGAUGGAAGUAUAUGUUUGGACAUUCUUCAAAAUCAGUGGAGCCCUAUUUAUGAUGUUGCAGCUAUACUAACUUCAAUCCAGUCAUUGCUGUGUGACCCGAAUCCAAACUCCCCUGCCAACUCUGAAGCUGCUCGGAUGUUCAGCGAGAAUAAGAGAGAAUACAAUCGCAGAGUGAGGGAGAUCGUGGAGCAGAGCUGGACGGCCGAUUAAACCUCCCGUGCCCCUGCUGAGUUGGUGGUCAGUCUGUGGAAGCGUUUGAAACUCGAGUCCCACGAGUAACUUACGUGUAAGUUUACUCGUCGUCUAUAGGGAUGUUUCUCUUUCAGUUGGAUUCAGUGUUUUUAGCUUAUAAAUCAUGCAAAGACUGCAGGCAUUAUAUAUCAUGUAAAUUUAAGAAUUUGAUGGGGACUGCGUGGGAAUUGUAAUGAAUGUAUUACUGGGAAACAAUCUUAUUUUGCAAUGUAAUUUGAAUUACUACUGCC
Salvia miltiorrhiza (redroot sage) is the source of this 1007-nucleotide messenger RNA. RefSeq names its product ubiquitin-conjugating enzyme E2 2. Lineage: Eukaryota; Viridiplantae; Streptophyta; Magnoliopsida; Lamiales; Lamiaceae. The transcript has 6 exons. The coding region runs from base 277 to 735 and encodes 152 amino acids. The record is from RefSeq and is a predicted model, not a curated record.